AGCAGCAGCUCCGCGUCGUCCUCGUCGUCUGCACCGUCCAGCAGCAGCUCUGCGCCGUCCUCGUCGUCUGCGCCGUCCAGCAGCAGCUCUGCGCCGUCUUCGUCGUCUGCGCCGUCCAGCAGCAGCUCUGCGCCGUCCUCGUCGUCUGCGCCGUCCAGCAGCAGCUCCGCGCCGUCCUCGUCGUCCGCGCCGUCCAGCAGCAGCUCUGCGUCGUCUUCGUCGUCUGCGCCGUCCAGCAGCAGCUCCGCGCCAUCCUCGUCGUCCGCGCCGUCCAGCAGCAGCUCUGCGCCGUCCAGCAGCAGCUCUGCGCCGUCCUCGUCGUCCGCGCCGUCCAGCAGCAGCUCUGCGCCGUCUUCGUCGUCUGCGCCGUCCAGCAGCAGCUCCGCGCCGUCUUCGUCGUCCGCGCCGUCCAGCAGCAGCUCCGCGCCGUCCUCGUCGUCUGCACCGUCCAGCAGCAGCUCUGCGCCGUCCUCGUCGUCUGCGCCGUCCAGCAGCAGCUCCGCGCCGUCUUCGUCGUCCGCGCCGUCCAGCAGCAGCUCUGCGCCGUCUUCGUCGUCCGCGCCGUCCAGCAGCAGCUCCGCGCCGUCCUCGUCGUCCGCGCCGUCCAGCAGCAGCUCCGCGCCGUCUUCGUCGUCCGCGCCGUCCAGCAGCAGCUCCGCGCCGUCCUCGUCGUCUGCACCGUCCAGCAGCAGCUUUGCGCCGUCCUCGUCGUCUGCGCCGUCCAGCAGCAGCUCUGAACUGGAGUGUGAUGGCCCCAUUCCGUUUUACACAGCAAGUCAGCAGGUGCACACGCGCAACUUCCUUGAGGCGUUCAAGUACACAAUUACAGCUCUGCAGCCGCUGUGGACCUGCACGAACUUCUGUGUCUGGGAGUAUGUGCACUGCACACCGGCGGGUGUGGCAGUGGAGAUUACUGGCACAGAGUUUUUCGGUUCUGUUCCCGAGGUACCCGCCGAUGUGAACCCGUCGGAGGUGGUGGUAACCACGCUUGAUUUCAGUCAUAGCGUGUGGCUGGAGGGCAGGUAUCCCAAUAACUGGGCCUCGCUGACGUCUCUGCAGAAGGUGUCCUUUGCAUACACUUCGAUGUGGGGAACGCUGCCAUCCCAGUGGGGUUCCAUGUCCGUGCUGAAGUUCCUCGAUUUAAGCUUCACGUGGACAGACGGUAAGUUCCCCGAGAGUUGGAGCCGCUUAGCGAACUUGGAGGUGCUCAGAUUAGUGCAUCUCACAAUUCCGGAUCACUUGCCGGCCUCGUGGAGCAGCAUGAAAGCAUUGCGGGAGCUCGACCUCGACAGCACCAGCGUGUCAGGCACGCUACCACCCUCCUGGGGCGCCCUCAAGAACCUCGAGAUUCUAUCUAUGCCCAACAACAACAUUGACGCGACUUUACCUGAUGAAUGGAGCUCGCUAACGCAGCUGCGAACCCUACACCUGCACCAUAACAAGCUUGUCGGCUCUAUCCCAGAGACCUACAACGCGAUGGUUACCCUCACCCGUGUCAGCCUCGAAGUCAACCGACUCUGCGGCUGCCUCCCAAGUACAUGGGCCGAGAAGAACGGUGUGUCCAUGACCAUCACCGCUCAGCCGGAGGUACUCGCUCCUGACUGCGCGACUGAGAACAUCUGCGAGACACAGACAGAAAGUAGCAGCUCCGCCACCACCUCGUCUUCGUCGUCCGUGCCGUCCAGCAGCAGCUCCGCGCCGUCCUCGUCGUCUGCGCCGUCCAGCAGCAGCUCCGCACCGUCCUCGUCGUCUGCGCCGUCCAGCAGCAGCUCUGCGCCGUCCUCGUCGUCUGCGCCGUCCAGCAGCAGCUCUGCGCCGUCCUCGUCGUCUGCGCCGUCCAGCAGCAGCUCUGCGCCGUCCUCGUCGUCUGCGCCGUCCAGCAGCAGCUCCGCGCCGUCCUCGUCGUCUGCGCCGUCCAGCAGCAGCUCUGCGCCGUCCUCGUCGUCUGCGCCGUCCAGCAGCAGCUCCGCGCCGUCCUCGUCGUCUGCGCCGUCCAGCAGCAGCUCUGCGCCGUCCUCGUCGUCCGCGCCGUCCAGCAGCAGCUCUGCGCCGUCUUCGUCGUCCGCGCCGUCCAGCAGCAGCUCUGCGCCGUCCUCGUCGUCCGCGCCGUCCAGCAGCAGCUCUGCGCCGUCCUCGUCGUCCGCGCCGUCCAGCAGCAGCUCCGCGCCGUCCUCGUCGUCUGCGCCGUCCAGCAGCAGCUCUGCGCCGUCCUCGUCGUCUGCGCCGUCCAGCAGCAGCUCUGCGCCGUCCUCGUCGUCUGCGCCGUCCAGCAGCAGCUCCGCGCCGUCCUCGUCGUCUGCGCCGUCCAGCAGCAGCUCUGCGCCGUCCUCGUCGUCUGCGCCGUCCAGCAGCAGCUCUGCGCCGUCCUCGUCGUCUGCGCCGUCCAGCAGCAGCUCUGCGCCGUCCUCGUCGUCCGCGCCGUCCAGCAGCAGCUCUGCGCCGUCUUCGUCGUCCGCGCCGUCCAGCAGCAGCUCUGCGCCGUCCUCGUCGUCUGCGCCGUCCAGCAGCAGCUCCGCGCCGUCCUCGUCGUCUGCGCCGUCCAGCAGCAGCUCUGCGCCGUCCUCGUCGUCUGCGCCGUCCAGCAGCAGCUCUGCGCCGUCUUCGUCGUCCGCGCCGUCCAGCAGCAGCUCUGCGCCGUCCUCGUCGUCUGCGCCGUCCAGCAGCAGCUCCGCACCGUCCUCGUCGUCUGCGCCGUCCAGCAGCAGCUCUGCGCCGUCCUCGUCGUCCGCGCCGUCCAGCAGCAGCUCUGCGCCGUCCUCGUCGUCUGCGCCGUCCAGCAGCAGCUCUGCGCCGUCCUCGUCGUCCGCGCCGUCCAGCAGCAGCUCUGCGCCGUCCUCGUCGUCUGCGCCGUCCAGCAGCAGCUCUGCGUCGUCCUCGUCGUCCGCGCCGUCCAGCAGCAGCUCUGCGCCGUCCUCGUCGUCCGCGCCGUCCAGCAGCAGCUCUGCGCCGUCCUCGUCGUCUGCGCCGUCCAGCAGCAGCUCUGCGUCGUCUUCGUCGUCUGCGCCGUCCAGCAGCAGCUCUGCGCCGUCCUCGUCGUCCGCGCCGUCCAGCAGCAGCUCUGCGCCGUCCUCGUCGUCCGCGCCGUCCAGCAGCAGCUCUGCGCCGUCCUCGUCGUCUGCGCCGUCCAGCAGCAGCUCUGCGCCGUCUUCGUCGUCUGCGCCGUCCAGCAGCAGCUCUGCGCCGUCCUCGUCGUCCGCGCCGUCCAGCAGCAGCUCUGCGCCGUCCUCGUCGUCCGCGCCGUCCAGCAGCAGCUCUGCGCCGUCCUCGUCGUCUGCGCCGUCCAGCAGCAGCUCUGCGCCGUCCUCGUCGUCCGCGCCGUCCAGCAGCAGCUCUGCGCCGUCCUCGUCGUCUGCGCCGUCCAGCAGCAGCUCUGCGUCGUCUUCGUCGUCUGCGCCGUCCAGCAGCAGCUCCGCGCCAUCCUCGUCGUCCGCGCCGUCCAGCAGCAGCUCCGCGCCGUCCUCGUCGUCUGCGCCGUCCAGCAGCAGCUCCGCGCCGUCCUCGUCGUCUGCGCCGUCCAGCAGCAGCUCUGCGCCGUCCUCGUCGUCUGCGCCGUCCAGCAGCAGCUCUGCGUCGUCUUCGUCGUCUGCGCCGUCCAGCAGCAGCUCUGCGCCGUCCUCGUCGUCCGCGCCGUCCAGCAGCAGCUCUGCGCCGUCCUCGUCGUCUGCGCCGUCCAGCAGCAGCUCUGCGUCGUCUUCGUCGUCUGCGCCGUCCAGCAGCAGCUCUGCGCCGUCCUCGUCGUCCGCGCCGUCCAGCAGCAGCUCUGCGCCGUCCUCGUCGUCCGCGCCGUCCAGCAGCAGCUCUGCGCCGUCCUCGUCGUCUGCGCCGUCCAGCAGCAGCUCUGCGUCGUCUUCGUCGUCUGCGCCGUCCAGCAGCAGCUCCGCGCCAUCCUCGUCGUCUGCGCCGUCCAGCAGCAGCUCCGCGCCGUCCUCGUCGUCCGCGCCGUCCAGCAGCAGCUCUGCGCCGUCCUCGUCGUCCGCGCCGUCCAGCAGCAGCUCUGCGCCGUCCUCGUCGUCUGCGCCGUCCUCGUCGUCCGCGCCGUCCAGCAGCAGCUCUGCGUCGUCUUCGUCGUCUGCGCCGUCCAGCAGCAGCUCUGCGUCGUCUUCGUCGUCUGCGCCGUCCAGCAGCAGCUCUGCGCCGUCCUCGUCGUCCGCGCCGUCCAGCAGCAGCUCUGCGCCGUCCUCGUCGUCCGCGCCGUCCAGCAGCAGCUCUGCGCCGUCCUCGUCGUCCGCGCCGUCCAGCAGCAGCUCUGCGCCGUCUUCGUCGUCUGCGCCGUCCAGCAGCAGCUCCGCGCCGUCCUCGUCGUCUGCGCCGUCCAGCAGCAGCUCUGCGCCGUCCUCGUCGUCUGCGCCGUCCUCGUCGUCCGCGCCGUCCAGCAGCAGCUCUGCGCCGUCCUCGUCGUCUGCGCCGUCCAGCAGCAGCUCUGCGUCGUCCUCGUCGUCCGCGCCGUCCAGCAGCAGCUCCGCGCCGUCCUCGUCGUCUGCGCCGUCCAGCAGCAGCUCCGCGCCGUCCUCGUCGUCUGCGCCGUCCAGCAGCAGCUCUGCGCCGUCCUCGUCGUCCGCGCCGUCCAGCAGCAGCUCCGCGCCGUCCUCGUCGUCUGCGCCGUCCAGCAGCAGCUCUGCGCCGUCCUCGUCGUCCGCGCCGUCCAGCAGCAGCUCCGCGCCGUCCUCGUCGUCUGCGCCGUCCAGCAGCAGCUCUGCGCCGUCCUCGUCGUCCGCGCCGUCCAGCAGCAGCUCCGCGCCGUCCUCGUCGUCCGCGCCGUCCAGCAGCAGCUCCGCGCCGUCCUCGUCGUCCGCGCCGUCCAGCAGCAGCUCCGCGCCGUCCUCGUCGUCUGCGCCGUCCAGCAGCAGCUCUGCGCCGUCCUCGUCGUCUGCGCCGUCCAGCAGCAGCUCCGCGCCGUCCUCGUCGUCUGCGCCGUCCAGCAGCAGCUCUGCGCCGUCUUCGUCGUCUGCGCCGUCCAGCAGCAGCUCCGCGCCGUCCUCGUCGUCUGCGCCGUCCAGCAGCAGCUCCGCGCCGUCCUCGUCGUCCGCGCCGUCCAGCAGCAGCUCUGCGCCGUCUUCGUCGUCCGCGCCGUCCAGCAGCAGCUCUGCGCCGUCCUCGUCGUCUGCGCCGUCCAGCAGCAGCUCCGCGCCGUCCUCGUCGUCCGCGCCGUCCAGCAGCAGCUCUGCGCCGUCUUCGUCGUCCGCGCCGUCCAGCAGCAGCUCUGCGCCGUCCUCGUCGUCUGCGCCGUCCAGCAGCAGCUCUGCGCCGUCCUCGUCGUCUGCGCCGUCCAGCAGCAGCUCCGCGCCGUCCUCGUCGUCCGCACCGUCCAGCAGCAGCUCUGCGCCGUCCUCGUCGUCUGCGCCGUCCAGCAGCAGCUCCGCGCCGUCCUCGUCGUCCGCACCGUCCAGCAGCAGCUCUGCGCCGUCCUCGUCGUCUGCGCUGUCCAGCAGCAGCUCCGCGCCGUCCUCGUCGUCCGCGCCGUCCAGCAGCAGCUCUGCGCCGUCCUCGUCGUCCGCGCCGUCCAGCAGCAGCUCCGCGCCGUCCUCGUCGUCCGCGCCGUCCAGCAGCAGCUCCGCGCCGUCCUCGUCGUCUGCGCCGUCCAGCAGCAGCUCUGCGCCGUCCUCGUCGUCUGCACCGUCCAGCAGCAGCUCCGCGCCGUCCUCGUCGUCUGCACCGUCCAGCAGCAGCUCUGCGCCGUCCUCGUCGUCCGCGCCGUCCAGCAGCAGCUCCGCGCCGUCCUCGUCGUCCGCGCCGUCCAGCAGCAGCUCCGCGCCGUCCUCGUCGUCCGCGCCGUCCAGCAGCAGCUCCGCGCCGUCCUCGUCGUCUGCGCCGUCCAGCAGCAGCUCUGCGCCGUCCUCGUCGUCUGCGCCGUCCAGCAGCAGCUCUGCGCCGUCCUCGUCGUCUGCGCCGUCCAGCAGCAGCUCUGCGCCGUCCUCGUCGUCUGCGCCGUCCAGCAGCAGCUCUGCGCCGUCUUCGUCGUCCGCGCCGUCCAGCAGCAGCUCUGCGCCGUCCUCGUCUGCUGCGACAUGCAGCAGCUCCGCUCCGUCCUCUUCGUCUGCUCCGUCGAACAGCAGCUCCGCUGCGCCUUCGUCGUCCACAUUGUCGAGCAGCAGCUCUGCGCCGCCUUCGUCGUCUGCGCCGUCCAGCAGCAGCUCCGCGCCGUCCUCGUCGUCUGCGCCGUCCAGCAGCAGCUCCGCGCCGUCUUCGUCGUCUGCGCCGUCCAGCAGCAGCUCCGCGCCGUCCUCGUCGUCUGCGCCGUCCAGCAGCAGCUCUGCGCCGUCCUCGUCGUCUGCGCCGUCCAGCAGCAGCUCUGCGCCGUCCUCGUCGUCUGCGCCGUCCAGCAGCAGCUCCGCGCCGUCUUCGUCGUCUGCGCCGUCCAGCAGCAGCUCCGCGCCGUCCUCGUCGUCUGCGCCGUCCAGCAGCAGCUCUGCGCCGUCCUCGUCGUCUGCGCCGUCCAGCAGCAGCUCCGCGCCGUCCUCGUCGUCUGCACCGUCCAGCAGCAGCUCUGCGCCGUCUUCGUCGUCUGCGCCGUCCAGCAGCAGCUCUGCGCCGUCCUCGUCGUCUGCACCGUCCAGCAGCAGCUCCGCGCCGUCCUCGUCGUCUGCGCCGUCCAGCAGCAGCUCCGCGCCGUCCUCGUCGUCUGCACCGUCCAGCAGCAGCUCUGCGCCGUCCUCGUCGUCUGCACCGUCCAGCAGCAGCUCUGCGCCGUCCUCGUCGUCUGCGCCGUCCAGCAGCAGCUCCGCGCCGUCCUCGUCGUCUGCACCGUCCAGCAGCAGCUCUGCGCCGUCCAGCAGCAGCUCUGCGCCGUCCUCGUCGUCUGCACCGUCCAGCAGCAGCUCUGCGCCGUCCUCGUCGUCUGCGCCGUCCAGCAGCAGCUCCGCGCCGUCCUCGUCGUCUGCACCGUCCAGCAGCAGCUCUGCGCCGUCCAGCAGCAGCUCCGCGCCGUCCUCGUCGUCUGCACCGUCCAGCAGCAGCUCUGCGCCGUCUUCGUCGUCUGCGCCGUCCAGCAGCAGCUCUGCGCCGUCCUCGUCGUCUGCACCGUCCAGCAGCAGCUCUGCGCCGUCUUCGUCGUCCGCGCCGUCCAGCAGCAGCUCUGCGCCGUCCUCGUCGUCUGCGCCGUCCAGCAGCAGCUCCGCGCCGUCCUCGUCGUCUGCGCCGUCCAGCAGCAGCUCCGCGCCGUCUUCGUCGUCUGCGCCGUCCAGCAGCAGCUCCGCGCCGUCCUCGUCGUCUGCGCCGUCCAGCAGCAGCUCUGCGCCGUCUUCGUCGUCCGCGCCGUCCAGCAGCAGCUCUGCGCCGUCCUCGUCGUCUGCGCCGUCCAGCAGCAGCUCUGCGCCGUCCUCGUCGUCUGCGCCGUCCAGCAGCAGCUCCGCGCCGUCCUCGUCGUCUGCACCGUCCAGCAGCAGCUCUGCGCCGUCCAGCAGCAGCUCUGCGCCGUCCUCGUCGUCUGCACCGUCCAGCAGCAGCUCUGCGCCGUCUUCGUCGUCUGCGCCGUCCAGCAGCAGCUCUGCGCCGUCCUCGUCGUCUGCACCGUCCAGCAGCAGCUCUGCGCCGUCCUCGUCGUCUGCGCCGUCCUCGUCUUCUGCACCGUCCAGCAGCAGCUCUGCGCCGUCCUCGUCGUCUGCGCCGUCCAGCAGCAGCUCCGCGCCGUCUUCGUCGUCUGCGCCGUCCAGCAGCAGCUCUGCGCCGUCCUCGUCGUCCGCGCCGUCCAGCAGCAGCUCUGCGCCGUCCUCGUCGUCUGCGCCGUCCAGCAGCAGCUCCGCGCCGUCCUCGUCGUCUGCGCCGUCCAGCAGCAGCUCUGCGCCGUCUUCGUCGUCUGCGCCGUCCAGCAGCAGCUCUGCGCCGUCUUCGUCGUCUGCGCCGUCCAGCAGCAGCUCUGCGCCGUCCUCGUCGUCCGCGCCGUCCAGCAGCAGCUCCGCGCCGUCCUCGUCGUCUGCGCCGUCCAGCAGCAGCUCUGCGCCGUCCUCGUCGUCUGCACCGUCCAGCAGCAGCUCCGCGCCGUCCUCGUCGUCUGCACCGUCCAGCAGCAGCUCUGCGCCGUCCUCGUCGUCCGCUCCGUCCAGCAGCAGCUCCGCGCCGUCCUCGUCGUCCGCGCCGUCCAGCAGCAGCUCCGCGCCGUCCUCGUCGUCCGCGCCGUCCAGCAGCAGCUCCGCGCCGUCUUCGUCGUCCGCGCCGUCCAGCAGCAGCUCCGCGCCGUCCUCGUCGUCUGCGCCGUCCAGCAGCAGCUCUGCGCCGUCCUCGUCGUCCGCGCCGUCCAGCAGCAGCUCCGCGCCGUCCUCGUCGUCCGCGCCGUCCAGCAGCAGCUCCGCGCCGUCCUCGUCGUCCGCGCCGUCCAGCAGCAGCUCUGCGCCGUCUUCGUCGUCCGCGCCGUCCAGCAGCAGCUCUGCGCCGUCUUCGUCGUCUGCGCCGUCCAGCAGCAGCUCCGCGCCGUCCUCGUCGUCCGCGCCGUCCAGCAGCAGCUCUGCGCCGUCUUCGUCGUCUGCGCCGUCCAGCAGCAGCUCCGCGCCGUCCUCGUCGUCCGCGCCGUCCAGCAGCAGCUCCGCGCCGUCCUCGUCGUCCGCGCCGUCCAGCAGCAGCUCCGCGCCGUCCUCGUCGUCUGCGCCGUCCAGCAGCAGCUCUGCGCCGUCCUCGUCGUCCGCGCCGUCCAGCAGCAGCUCCGCGCCGUCCUCGUCGUCCGCGCCGUCCAGCAGCAGCUCCGCGCCGUCCUCGUCGUCCGCGCCGUCCAGCAGCAGCUCCGCGCCGUCUUCGUCGUCCGCGCCGUCCAGCAGCAGCUCUGCGCCGUCCUCGUCGUCUGCGCCGUCCAGCAGCAGCUCCGCGCCGUCCUCGUCGUCCGCGCCGUCCUCGUCGUCCGCGCCGUCCAGCAGCAGCUCUGCGCCGUCCUCGUCGUCCGCGCCGUCCAGCAGCAGCUCCGCGCCUUCCUCGUCGUCUGCACCGUCCAGCAGCUCUGCGCCGUCCUCGUCGUCUGCGCCGUCCAGCAGCAGCUCCGCGCCAUCCUCGUCGUCCGCGCCGUCCAGCAGCAGCUCCGCGCCGUCCUCGUCGUCCGCGCCGUCCAGCAGCAGCUCUGCGCCGUCCUCGUCGUCCGCGCCGUCCAGCAGCAGCUCCGCGCCAUCCUCCUCGUCCGCGCCGUCCAGCAGCAGCUCCGCGCCGUCUUCGUCGUCCGCGCCGUCCAGCAGCAGCUCUGCGCCGUCCUCGUCGUCUGCGCCGUCCAGCAGCAGCUCUGCGCCGUCCUCGUCGUCUGCGCCGUCCAGCAGCAGCUCCGCGCCGUCCUCGUCGUCCGCGCCGUCCAGCAGCAGCUCCGCGCCAUCCUCCUCGUCCGCGCCGUCCAGCAGCAGCUCCGCGCCGUCUUCGUCGUCCGCGCCGUCCAGCAGCAGCUCUGCGCCGUCCUCGUCGUCUGCGCCGUCCAGCAGCAGCUCUGCGCCGUCCUCGUCGUCCGCGCCGUCCAGCAGCAGCUCUGCGCCGUCCUCGUCGUCUGCGCCGUCCAGCAGCAGCUCCGCGCCGUCCUCGUCGUCCGCGCCGUCCAGCAGCAGCUCUGCGCCGUCCUCGUCGUCCGCGCCGUCCAGCAGCAGCUCCGCGCCAUCCUCCUCGUCCGCGCCGUCCAGCAGCAGCUCCGCGCCGUCUUCGUCGUCCGCGCCGUCCAGCAGCAGCUCUGCGCCGUCCUCGUCGUCUGCGCCGUCCAGCAGCAGCUCUGCGCCGUCCUCGUCGUCUGCGCCGUCCAGCAGCAGCUCCGCGCCGUCCUCGUCGUCCGCGCCGUCCUCGUCGUCCGCGCCGUCCAGCAGCAGCUCUGCGCCGUCCUCGUCGUCCGCGCCGUCCAGCAGCAGCUCUGCGCCGUCCUCGUCGUCUGCGCCGUCCAGCAGCAGCUCUGCGCCGUCCUCGUCGUCUGCGCCGUCCAGCAGCAGCUCCGCGCCGUCCUCGUCGUCCGCGCCGUCCAGCAGCAGCUCUGCGCCGUCCUCGUCGUCUGCGCCGUCCAGCAGCAGCUCCGCGCCGUCCUCGUCGUCCGCGCCGUCCAGCAGCAGCUCUGCGCCGUCCUCGUCGUCUGCGCCGUCCAGCAGCAGCUCCGCGCCAUCCUCGUCGUCCGCGCCGUCCAGCAGCAGCUCUGCGCCGUCCUCGUCGUCUGCGCCGUCCAGCAGCAGCUCUGCGUCGUCUUCGUCGUCUGCGCCGUCCAGCAGCAGCUCUGCGCCGUCCUCGUCGUCCGCGCCGUCCAGCAGCAGCUCUGCGCCGUCCUCGUCGUCUGCGCCGUCCAGCAGCAGCUCUGCGCCGUCCUCGUCGUCUGCGCCGUCCAGCAGCAGCUCCGCGCCGUCCUCGUCGUCCGCGCCGUCCAGCAGCAGCUCUGCGCCGUCCUCGUCGUCCGCGCCGUCCAGCAGCAGCUCCGCGCCGUCCUCGUCGUCUGCGCCGUCCAGCAGCAGCUCUGCGCCGUCCUCGUCGUCUGCGCCGUCCAGCAGCAGCUCCGCGCCGUCCUCGUCGUCUGCGCCGUCCAGCAGCAGCUCUGCGCCGUCCUCGUCGUCCGCGCCGUCCAGCAGCAGCUCCGCGCCUUCCUCGUCGUCUGCACCGUCCAGCAGCAGCUCUGCGCCGUCCUCGUCGUCUGCGCCGUCCAGCAGCAGCUCCGCGCCGUCCUCGUCGUCCGCGCCGUCCAGCAGCAGCUCCGCGUCGUCCUCGUCGUCUGCACCGUCCAGCAGCAGCUCUGCGCCGUCCUCGUCGUCUGCGCCGUCCAGCAGCAGCUCUGCGCCGUCUUCGUCGUCUGCGCCGUCCAGCAGCAGCUCUGCGCCGUCCUCGUCGUCUGCGCCGUCCAGCAGCAGCUCCGCGCCGUCCUCGUCGUCCGCGCCGUCCAGCAGCAGCUCUGCGUCGUCUUCGUCGUCUGCGCCGUCCAGCAGCAGCUCCGCGCCAUCCUCGUCGUCCGCGCCGUCCAGCAGCAGCUCUGCGCCGUCCAGCAGCAGCUCUGCGCCGUCCUCGUCGUCCGCGCCGUCCAGCAGCAGCUCUGCGCCGUCUUCGUCGUCUGCGCCGUCCAGCAGCAGCUCCGCGCCGUCUUCGUCGUCCGCGCCGUCCAGCAGCAGCUCCGCGCCGUCCUCGUCGUCUGCACCGUCCAGCAGCAGCUCUGCGCCGUCCUCGUCGUCUGCGCCGUCCAGCAGCAGCUCCGCGCCGUCUUCGUCGUCCGCGCCGUCCAGCAGCAGCUCUGCGCCGUCUUCGUCGUCCGCGCCGUCCAGCAGCAGCUCCGCGCCGUCCUCGUCGUCCGCGCCGUCCAGCAGCAGCUCCGCGCCGUCUUCGUCGUCCGCGCCGUCCAGCAGCAGCUCCGCGCCGUCCUCGUCGUCUGCACCGUCCAGCAGCAGCUCUGCGCCGUCCUCGUCGUCUGCGCCGUCCAGCAGCAGCUCUGAACUGGAGUGUGAUGGCCCCAUUCCGUUUUACACAGCAAGUCAGCAGGUGCACACGCGCAACUUCCUUGAGGCGUUCAAGUACACAAUUACAGCUCUGCAGCCGCUGUGGACCUGCACGAACUUCUGUGUCUGGGAGUAUGUGCACUGCACACCGGCGGGUGUGGCAGUGGAGAUUACUGGCACAGAGUUUUUCGGUUCUGUUCCCGAGGUACCCGCCGAUGUGAACCCGUCGGAGGUGGUGGUAACCACGCUUGAUUUCAGUCAUAGCGUGUGGCUGGAGGGCAGGUAUCCCAAUAACUGGGCCUCGCUGACGUCUCUGCAGAAGGUGUCCUUUGCAUACACUUCGAUGUGGGGAACGCUGCCAUCCCAGUGGGGUUCCAUGUCCGUGCUGAAGUUCCUCGAUUUAAGCUUCACGUGGACAGACGGUAAGUUCCCCGAGAGUUGGAGCCGCUUAGCGAACUUGGAGGUGCUCAGAUUAGUGCAUCUCACAAUUCCGGAUCACUUGCCGGCCUCGUGGAGCAGCAUGAAAGCAUUGCGGGAGCUCGACCUCGACAGC
Molecule: messenger RNA, 11898 nt
Organism: Leishmania mexicana MHOM/GT/2001/U1103
Lineage: Eukaryota; Euglenozoa; Kinetoplastea; Trypanosomatida; Trypanosomatidae
Exons: 1
Molecular function (GO): protein binding
Source: RefSeq, a predicted model, not a curated record